AUGGCUUCUUCCAUCAAAAUCUCAAGGCUCAUUUCUCGCUCAAUUUCUUCUUCUACCUCAUUGUUUUCUCGAGGUAGGAAUGGCGGUUAUCGGGGUGGAUUACUCGCUAAAUAUAGCACGGCUGCUAUUGUUGACGAACAGCCGAUUAAACCAUCGGUGCAAGUAGAGCAUACUCAGCUCUUAAUUAAUGGAAAGUUUGUGGAUGCUGCUUCUGGGAAAACAUUUCCAACAUUGGAUCCAAGGACAGGGGAAGUGAUUGCUCAUAUUGCGGAGGGUCACUCUGAAGAUAUUGAUAGGGCUGUUGCAGCUGCACGCAAAGCAUUUGAUCUAGGGCCGUGGCCUAAGAUGACAGCCUAUGAAAGGCAAAAGAUAAUGCUGCGUGCUGCUGAUCUGAUUGAAAAGCACAACGAUGAUAUUGCAGCACUUGAGACUUGGGAUAAUGGGAAGCCGUAUGAACAGGCUCGUCAAGUUGAAAUUCCAAUGUUGGUUCGUCUGAUUCGGUAUUAUGCUGGUUGGGCAGAUAAGAUUCAUGGUCUCACAGUUCCAGCUGAUGGCGCCUAUCAUGUGCAGACCUUGCAUGAACCGAUUGGCGUUGCCGGUCAAAUCAUUCCAUGGAACUUCCCUCUUCUCAUGUUUGCUUGGAAGGUGGGACCGGCAUUGGCAUGUGGCAACACUGUCGUUCUGAAAACAGCUGAGCAGACACCACUGUCUGCUUUGUAUACAGCAAGACUAUUUCAUGAGGCUGGACUUCCUCCUGGUGUGUUGAAUAUAGUAUCUGGCUUUGGUCCAACUGCAGGUGCUGCUCUAGCUAGUCACAUGGAUGUCGAUAAGGUUGCAUUCACUGGUUCGACUGCUACCGGCAAAGUUAUCCUUCAACUGGCAGCUCAAAGCAAUCUUAAACAAGUAACUUUGGAGCUUGGUGGGAAAUCUCCGUUUAUUGUAUGCGAAGAUGCUGAUGUAGAUCAGGCUGUUGAGCUAGCACACUUUGCCCUAUUCUUCAAUCAAGGACAAUGUUGCUGUGCUGGGUCUCGUACAUUUGUACAUGAACGCGUGUAUGACGAGUUUGUCGAGAAAGCUAAGGUUCGCGCUUUCAACCGUUCUGUUGGAGAUCCAUUCAAGGCAGGAAUAGAACAAGGUCCUCAGAUUGAUGCAAAGCAAUUUGAGAAAAUAUUGAGGUAUAUUAGAUCUGGUGUCGAAACUGGGGCUACACUUGAAACUGGAGGAGAAAGGCAUGGCAGCAAGGGCUUCUAUGUUCAGCCUACUGUCUUCUCAAAUGUUCUGGACGACAUGCCGAUUGCAAAGGAAGAGAUAUUUGGUCCAGUACAAACCAUAUUGAAAUUCAAGAACACUGAAGAGGUAAUUCAAAGAGCAAAUAAUUCAAACUAUGGUCUUGCAGCAGGGAUCUUCACACAAAACAUAGACACUGCUAAUACUUUGACAAGAGCAUUGAAAGUUGGAACAGUUUGGGUAAACUGCUUUAAUACAUAUGAUGCUGCAGUUCCUUUUGGUGGAUAUAAGAUGAGUGGGCAAGGCAGAGAAAAAGGAGAAUACAGUAUUAAGAACUACUUGAAUGUGAAAGCUGUUGUUACUCCAUUGAAGAAUCCAGCAUGGCUUUGA
Messenger RNA from Lathyrus sativus (Indian pea), 1617 nucleotides. The record is from the annotation of a GenBank genome assembly. NCBI's taxonomy places the organism in Eukaryota, Viridiplantae, Streptophyta, Magnoliopsida, Fabales, Fabaceae.